Culicoides brevitarsis is the source of this 1304-nucleotide messenger RNA. RefSeq names its product succinate--hydroxymethylglutarate CoA-transferase. The coding region runs from base 16 to 1287 and encodes 423 amino acids. The record is from RefSeq and is a predicted model, not a curated record. The transcript has 2 exons. Gene Ontology annotation, molecular function: catalytic activity. NCBI's taxonomy places the organism in Eukaryota, Metazoa, Arthropoda, Insecta, Diptera, Ceratopogonidae.
AAGCGUGUUCGGAAAAUGCGAGAAAUAGCGAAGAAAAUUGCGUCAAAUGCGAGAAAUUUUUGUUCUAAAGUCGAUUUUUCGACAUGUGAAGCUAAAAUUCAUCCGUUGAAGGGCGUUCGAGUGUUGGAUUUGACUCGAAUUAUCGCUGGACCCUUUUGUACGAUGAUUUUGGGUGACCUUGGAGCAGAUGUCAUUAAAGUUGAGAAGCCUGGCGUUGGCGAUGAAUCACGCAAAUGGGGACCUCCGUUCUUGCCAAACAGCACAGAUUCGGUUUAUUUCUUGGCAUCCAAUCGAAACAAAAGAAGCAUUUGUGUCGAUAUGAAGCGUGGAAAAGAAAUUCUCCAUGAGCUCGUUCGUCAUUCGGAUGUUUUGGUUGAAAAUUAUGUACCCGGAAAGCUGAAAAAAUUCCAUCUCGAUUACGAGUCUUUGCGAAAAAUCAAUCCGUCGCUCAUUUAUUGUUCCAUUACGGGAUACGGCGAUGAAGGUCCUUACGCUUCUCGUCCCGGAUAUGACGUCAUUGCAGCUUCCGUCGGCGGUUUACUCGAUAUUACAGGCCCCGAAGACGGAGCUCCGUGCAAAGUUGGUGUCGCAAUGACAGAUUUAGCAACUGGUUUGUAUGCCCAUGGAGCGAUUCUCGCCGCAAUUUUACAUCGCAACGCCACGGGAAUGGGUCAAAAAAUCGAUGCGAACCUCCUUUCGACGCAAGUUGCGAGUUUGAUCAAUGUUGGAAGUAAUUUCUUGAAUGCCGGCAAAGAAGCGCGUCGAUGGGGCACCGCUCAUGAGAGUAUCGUGCCGUAUGAAGCUUUUAAAACGAGUAGCGGAUAUUUGACUGUUGGCACAGGAAGCGAUUCACAAUUUAAAUCUUUGUGUAAAUUGAUGAAAGUUGAAAAUUUGGCUGCGGAUGAGAAAUAUUUGACGAACAAAGAUCGUGUGGCGAACAGAAAAUCCCUUAUUGAAGCACUUUCGAAGAAAUUUUCGGAAAAAUCGAACAAAGAAUGGAUGGAAAUCUUUCAUGAUGCGCCAUUUCCUGUUGGUCCCAUAAAUUCCGUGAAGGAAGUUUUCGAAGAUGAACAUGUAAAAGCGAUAAAUUUGGUGAAAAACGUAAAACAUUCAAAAGCGGGAAAUGUUAAAGUAGUUGGACCUCCCGUAAAAUAUUCAAAUAUUCGAAAUGACGUCAGAACAGCUCCUCCUGCACUUGGCGAACACACAGAAGAAGUUUUAACGGAGAUUCUUGGAUACAAAAAAGACAAAAUUGAAGAGUUAAAAACUCAGGGAAUCGUUCAAUGAUGAAAAAUUGCAUUUUU